UGCCACCAGCGAUACGCGCUUAAUUCAGCUGGCAACUCUGCUUGUUUGCGCUGCGUGAGAAUUUGUUCAUUCGACGGUCGGUUGAAAAUCACUGUAAAACUGUGAUGCUACAUUGUUCGUCGUUGAAAACCCACCACAAGAGCUAAUUAAAUGACUGCCAUGGACGGGAACGAAGUCACACAAAAAAUCCGGGCUGCCAUCAAGACAAAGCUGAUGGAGCUUGGAGCCUAUGUCGAUGACGAGCUGCCCGACUACAUCAUGGUCAUGAUUGCCAACAAGAAGACGAAGGAGCAGAUGACGCAGGACCUGUCGCUAUUCCUUGGUGAUAGCACUGUCAACUUCACAUCGUGGUUGCAGGGAGUGCUGGACCACCUCCAGGCUAUUGCCACAGAAGCCAAGCAACGUGGCAAGGAGGAGCAGCCGCAUGCAUUACUUCCUGGUGAGCCCGUACGGCCGGUGCUGCCCCCCCACCUAGACACUACCAGGCAGCAGAAGUCGGAACCAACACCAAUCGCACCCACUGUAGUGGUGGCUCCUCCGCCCAUCAAAGAGGAGCCAUUCCUGCCAGAGUACAGCGACGAGGUCCUUGCCCUGAAAGCAGAACCUGAGCCAGACGACGAUCUUGCUGACGACCUGCGUGCCAUCGUGGAGCAAGCACCAGCAACACGGCAGAGGACAGCUAGCAGUGGAGCGGGCAGCAGCAGCAGCGUCUCCCUGGUGCGACCGAUUCCCAGGAUGUCUGCGCCCGAACAGACAUUGACGUCUAAGGAACGGCCAACCAAGAAGUCGGUGGUGGCGCCAGCUGCCGUCGUGCGCCGGAAACCGCACUUUCUGAGUGAGGCGGAGGAGGACGACGAGGAGGAGUACGACCCGAGCAACCCGUCGGUGGGCUCCAUCGCCAGCGUGGUUAAGGUCUCUGAGAGGAGAUCAAGUGUGCCUGAGAACAUGCAGGCCAACAAGCUUCUCCUGCUCAAGGCCAUGAAGGCAGCACAUCAAUCUGUCUCCAGCACGGCUCGCCGCAACCCCUCAGCCCGGGUGGAACCGUACCAACCAACACCCAUCCGCGAGCUGGGCUCAAAGCGGAGGAGACCUGCCAGCCGUCUAGGCUCUACGAGAGCUAGUGAUGCUGACGAUGAGGACUCCAUGCCGCCAGCUAAACGAUCCAGCGGGCUGUCUAUUAAGGAGAGGCUUGGACGCAGGCGAGCAUCUACAGAGGAGCCCAUGGCAUCUUCCACCUCGGAGCAGGCACCUGGCCCGACGAGAGCAUCACGGAUUGUUGGUGCCAUUGCUCCUGAAGUCCGGCCAGACACUAGAGCCAGGGAGAAAAGCAUGAUGGCUGCACCUGCAGCUGACACAGUGGUGACCAGAGACAACGUUAGCUUGGAGCAAGAUGAUGCAGAUCUGCUGGAAUUGGAUGUAGCCCACGAGGACGUGCACUCGGUGGUCAAGGACACCACGCCCACAUCCACACCCAGUCGGCUGAGCGGGGCUGAUGAUUCCACACCUGGCCGCCAGGGCAGUUCAGGCAGCACGCCGUCUUCAUCCCAGUGGCCACGCUUUGUGGUCACCCUUGACGGUGUGGAUCCGACGAGCUUCAAGAGCAGCAACAGCCACCGCGAUGUGCUGACCACAGGUCACGACCUUGAGGAGCUGCCCGAAGAGGACGAGGAACAGCUCGUGCCAGCUGCUUCUCAGAGGCCACCAGUCAAGAGCCGCCUAAUGAUAGCACCAGUCUCCGAUGCCGUAGCGUUCCCGAGUGGUGCUCCUUCCCUGUCUUCUCCCAUACCAGAGCCGAGGGACGUACGGCAGCAGCUGAUGGAGGAGGCCUGUGUAGUGGAAGAAGAGGAAGCCAUGGCAGUGGACAGUGGGGCCCCCCAAAUCCUGGAGAAGUGUCAUUACUGGCCCGCCUGCAAGAACGGUGACCGCUGCCCCUUCCACCACCCGAGCGUGCCUUGCAAGGCAUUCCCGAACUGCAAGUACCGAGACAAGUGCCUUUUCAUCCACCCCAACUGCAAGUACGAUGCCUUCUGCAAACGCAAGGACUGUCUCUUCACGCAUGCAAGCCGGCGGAGCUACGCCUGCCCGCCGCCUGUGGUGUCCUCCCCAUCGGUGCAGCACUGCAAAUUCUACCCUCACUGCACCAACCUCAAGUGCCCGUUCUUUCAUCCAAAGCCAUGCAAGUUUGGUCCGGCGUGCCAGUCGUCCUCGUGUCCGUACAGUCACCCAGAAGGCAGCAUGCCGCCACCCAACAAGCUCAAGUGGACAUCAGCCACUGCCAAGAAAGCAGGGGAGACAGCUGCCUGAGCCAUGAUCACCGUGACAUCUGGUGCCCUCAAGUGCUGCACCCAGCUUCUUUGCAGGAAUUCCCAGUUGGCUGCCCAAGAUAGCCAAUCACAGAUGAGCUCCAUCCUCGUCUGCAUCAAUGUUGUUACUGCCACAUCUGUGUAGCUGUUGUUUUCGCCAUCGACGUUCUUACUAGCGGGUUUGCAUCGAUUCUCUUUGUUUUGGUUUUUUGCCAUGAAACUUGUAAAUAAAUCUUAGUGAAAAAAAAAAGUAAAACAUGCAUGAAAAAAGAAAAAAAAAUAGGUUCUGAAUUUUCGAA
This is a messenger RNA of Dermacentor andersoni, 2602 nucleotides long. Lineage: Eukaryota; Metazoa; Arthropoda; Arachnida; Ixodida; Ixodidae. The record is from RefSeq and is a predicted model, not a curated record.